AUGUCCUACUACGUACAGCCUCUAACAGGCCUCGCAAGCACAGUGAAGUGGACCAAUAUUCCCUGGGGAUUGACAAUCUACCGCACAACAUACACCCCAUUCUCCGAGGAGCACUUCCCACAAACCAUCGAGCUCAUCCAUACCCUCCUCAAAGCGAACCUGGACGAAUGGAAAGACUGCCACAACGACGGACCCGAACAGCGCGCCGCGAAGAAGACGCUCUUGGAAAACUACCAGCCCAUCGUCAUAAACGACAAGGGCCAAUUCGACGGGAUGGCGCUGCCGGAUAUCCGGGCGCAUUAUGCGACGUACCUUAACACACCCGAGGGCGAGCGGCCCUACACGAACGAGAGCAUGUUCGUCGUGAUUGACGACGAGGGCCUCGCGAUUCUAGCGGGCACCGACGCAACGAAGCUGCUUGCGUCCGAUGACUCUGUAAGAGAUGCCCGCAGGUACUGGGUUCGGGCGGUGGACUCUAAGCUGGAAUAUGAAGGGGAUGAGGAGGAUGAAGACGAGGAAGAGGAGGACGACGACGAUGAUGAUGACGAAGGCUGGAUCAAGUGCUCGGUUUACCGGCUGUGGAGUUUGUGGGUUGAUAUGGAUGGGUCGAGGCCGAUUACAGCUUGGCGUGCUUGGGGUGCUAUGGAUCCCAAUGGGCCUUAUUGUGGGUGA
This is a messenger RNA of Aspergillus mulundensis, 672 nucleotides long. RefSeq lists its product as uncharacterized. The transcript has a single exon. The record is from RefSeq and is a predicted model, not a curated record. Bases 1 to 672 code for a protein of 223 amino acids. NCBI's taxonomy places the organism in Eukaryota, Fungi, Ascomycota, Eurotiomycetes, Eurotiales, Aspergillaceae.